This is a messenger RNA of Andrographis paniculata, 1470 nucleotides long. RefSeq names its product putative threonine aspartase. Bases 27 to 1256 code for a protein of 409 amino acids. Gene Ontology annotation, biological process: protein maturation. The transcript is spliced from 12 exons. The record is from RefSeq and is a predicted model, not a curated record. Gene Ontology annotation, molecular function: threonine-type endopeptidase activity. NCBI's taxonomy places the organism in Eukaryota, Viridiplantae, Streptophyta, Magnoliopsida, Lamiales, Acanthaceae.
AGUGGAAAUGAUUGAGCUGUUUUGCAAUGGACUCCCAAGCUGGCGAUCCAAACCCUAGAUUCUUCGUCGCCGUCCACGUCGGCGCCGGAUUUCAUUCCCCAUCGAACGAGAAGGUUCUUCGUUCUGCAAUGAACCGAGCCUGUCUCGCUGCAGCUUCUGUUCUCCGCAAGGGCUCUGGUGGAUGUAUAGAGGCUGUUGGAGCUGCUAUUCGAGUUUUGGAGGAUGAUCCCUGCACAAAUGCUGGGCGUGGCUCAAAUUUGACGGAGGACGGUCAUGUAGAAUGUGAUGCCAGUAUUAUGGAUGGUAACUCUGGAGCUUUUGGUGCCGUUGGAGCAAUACCAGGUGUUAGAAAUGCAAUUCAGGUUGCUAUCUUGAUUGCCAAAGAACAGAUGUUUGGAUCAUCACUGUUGGGUCGAAUAAGUCCUAUGUUUUUGGCUGGUGAAGGCGCCCUCAGGUGGGCGAAGUCCAAGGGUAUUAUUUCGGAUGACAGCAUUGCAGAGGCCAAUGAGUGGUUGGUUAUUGAGAGGACAAAAAACCAGUGGAAAAGAUACAAAGCAAUGCUCGAUGAUGCCAAAUCUAUGAUUAAUGAAGAUCCCGCAGCAGGGCCUCAAUCAUGUGAUAUUCCAGAGGUGAAAGAAGGCGCAAUUCAAUCAUCUCCCCCAAAAAUGGUAGAACGUGACCUUAUAAUGGAUACUGUUGGAGUUAUUUGUUUAGAUUCAGAGGGACACAUAGCAUCUGGAGCCUCAAGUGGUGGUAUUGCCCUCAAGGUAAGUGGUCGUGUGGGAUUAGCAGCAAUGUAUGGUUCCGGUUGUUGGGCAUCAAAAAAAGGGCCUUUUGGAUCCCCUUUUAUUGUUGGUUGCUGUGUCAGUGGUGCUGGAGAGCACCUCAUGAGAGGAUUUGCAGCUCGUGAAUGCUGUGUGGCAUCUGCCCUAUCCGAGGCUGGGCCUGUAUCUGCUUGCAUAAAAGUUCUAAGUUCUGUUCAAGAACAUGAUCGUGGCAGCAACAGCAGCGAGAAGAGUGCUGGAGUUUUACUUGUUCAAGCAGAGACAUCUACUACUGCAGGCACGGAUACUUCACCGAAGCUGAAUGCUGCUGAAAUAGUGGCAGCCUAUACUUCCCCGUCUUUUGGAAUAGGUUAUUUUGGAAACUCUAUGAAGCAGCCUAAGGUGUCUAUACUACGGAGCACAAGGCUACACGAUGAAAACAGAGUCGAUCAAUUUGGGACACGGAUUAACCUUCAGACUGAGCAUUUAUGAGGUCUUUAUGGCCUAAAAGAAGACCAGUGGAGUGGAGGAUUUGCUGCAUUGCCCAAUAAACUACAAACAAAAGGGGGAUUUGUAAUUUGUUAAGUUCUUUUUGUUGUUUUGAUGUGUUUAAUAUAAUCUAAUUGUUUAUGAAGAUUACGGUUUCAAAUGCUGAUAGAUGCCAAUAUUUAAAGGUUGGCUUUGAAUUAAGUGUGUUUGUUUGUGA